UCCUCCUGUAGCUUGUUGAUUAGUGAGGGCGGUGGAUAGUGGACUGUCUGCUGUCUUCUCUGUCCACUGUGUUUGUGCACGAAUUUGUCUGUCUUGUCUCCACAGGAGAGGAUGUCGACCUGUUUACUCCCGACCCUUUUAAUUAUUCACCUCGCUGUGGGUAAGCUGCAAAUAAGAGUUCAUUCAUAAAUUCAUCCUCGGUCCUAAAAGAUAAAUGUUACAUUUAAAAAGACCUGAAACUAGUGAUUGAGACUUAAAGAACAAGUGAGCUGUAGAAGCUUAUUUUGCCAUAUACUUCCAUUCAUUUUACUUCCUCGUGCCAUCAUGUUUUCUGUUUCUCAGUUCAUUUUUAUUUACAGUCUACAGAAAGGACACAUGUGAAGAUGAGGCUUAGUGCAACAGCCAAAAAGAACCUUUAACUACUGUUAUUGGAACUAAGUGGGCUUUGCUGUAACACUGUACAGCAGUGGUCAGCAAUUGUUGGUCCAUGGGCCAAAACUGGACUGCCAGCAUCAGUAUCUGGCCCGGUAGAUGAUUUAAACAAUCUGAUAUUAAAUUAUUUGCUUAUUUCACAUUUCAUAUCAAAUAGAAUUGACAGUUAACCUAAACUAAAGGUUAGUUUAGUGUCAAAAUAAUCGCAAUUAGAUAUAUAUUCAAAAUCGUUCAGCCCUGGUAACAUCUGGAAGUAGUUUCCUCAAGGCUUAUACAAAUUGUAGGUGAUAACAAAAAACUGUCAAAACGUGCUUCUGGUGUGCUCCUAAAAAGAUUGGACAGAAAACAUCUAAAUAGUUUAUUAAUCAUCAAUAUAUAAACUAACUACUUGUCUUUAACAAAUCCUGUGCAUGUGAGGUAUGUGUAUUGUACUGCAGAUAAUAAUAACAACAAUAAUAAAUAAUAAGUAUGCUCUUCUCACAGGUGCGACCCUCCAAGAUGAAAGAGAAGUCAAGAGGAUUUGUGCCGGCAAGGAAUUUCAAAUGCCGGUCGGCUCAACAUACAGUACUGUGACUUUCACCCCACACAAUGAUGGACCAAAGCAAGUUCUGCUGGAGGAAACCGAUGUAAAAGACCAUCGAUUUACAUGGACCAGAGAUAAGACGUUAAUCCUGAAAGAAGUGACUCACAGUGAUCAAGGACUUUAUGCCAUUAAAUUGUUCACUGGAUUCACCUAUGAGGUUGUACGUCUGAUUGUUACAGAAUGUACAAAGUCCUACCACAGAAAAUAUGGAGAGAACUUUGAGAAGACCAUCCCUGAAAGUGGAGUCCUCCUCGAUUUCUCUCCCCGUGGAGUGCCACCUGAAGCUGUGCCCAUUGUCCUCUGGAACCGGACAUACCCUAAAACCCGUGAUAUUGAACGGGGUCGGCUGCAGCGAGAUGGGACGGUCUGGAUAAUCGAGAGAGUGACACAAGAUGACCAAGGCAACUACACAGUGAGAGACAAGGAUGGGAAUGUGAUGUCCCGCAGCAUCCUUUCUGUUCGUGGACACUCCUUUAAAGUCACCCGCUUCACCAAAGAGUCUCUAAACCUUCCCCUCUUUCUUCCCAUCAAUCAUGUCCAUCUCACUUUUACCCCUACCCGACACCCUAAUCAAUCCACACUGGGACAUUUUGACCCCAAGCCUCCCAGUGGUACCGUACAUCUGAUCAAUGGGGGCCAAAUAAUGGAGGAGAACAUGCAGAUCUCUCUGGGCAGGAAUGGUACCACAAAUGAGAUCAUCAUAGCAAAGCUGACGUCAGUGCAUGAUGGGAUUUAUGAAAUUAGAGACAUAAAAGGAAACCUGGUGUCCUCUACCAUAUUACAGGUGACUGGUUCAAAAAGGGUGGACAAAUGGCGAGCAAUCUUCAAGUCUAUCAGUGUCCCCUCCGGGAUGUUUGUGUCACUGACUGGUUUAUUCCUGUUCCUGAAGCACUACCCACGCUGCAGUCUGUCACAGGUCAUUGCUGGCAUCAGAGCAAACCCCACACCCCCAGCCAACCCUCUGAGAGUAAAUAUCCAGCAGGACUACAGUCAGCCAGUCUCUGGACCCUCAGGCUUCUACAGUCACACUCAGCAGCCUGGAACACCAAGAAAAUGGACCCCAAGAGCGAGUCCUACUCAUACCGGAUACAUUCCAGUUUCUGUGGGGACUCCUAAAACAAAGAACCAGACAGACAGAUUGGCAGCUGGCAACUCCCCUCAUCGUAAUUCAACUACAGAGGACAUAGCUAAUGAGGAAGACAGAAGGAUUUCCUUUCCAGUGCCUGGAGCCUCAGAUUGCCUCCACUCAUCUGAGGACUGUGUUCAAUUCCAGAUCAAAAAAGACGCACAUAAAGAAAGGUCGAACAAAUCUCAAGAAUAUUUUUCCAUUCUGCCACUGGACACAAACACAUCUGACACCUGCAGUGUUUACAUUUCUGAGAAACUGGACUUAUAAAACAGAGGAGUGGAGCAGUGAGGUGAGGGAAGAAGAAAUGUGUGAAAGAAAAUACCUCACGUGUGCCUUAUGCAUCUUAGCUUAGUCCAAAUUGUUUGGUAUCAAUACUGCAUGGAACUUCUUUCAUAUAGCGGUACUUGAGCAUGUGUAAGGCAUAAUCUUCCCUGCCUUAUUUCACCCAUUUCAUGACGCAUUUUUACGGAGCUACUGGAAUCACCUGCUGUUACCUACCUCCAGAUCCUCAGGACCAAUAUUACCCACACUGUAUUUACUGAGUGUGUGAACAUGUGCAGUGUAUUUGUGUAUAACAUGAUCUUCAGGCAUUCCUCUUCAGAAGAACGUGGGGAAAAAGGGGAUUUUAAAAAUAUAUAUUGUACAGUAAUGUAUAUUUAUUUUUCAUUUUCAUGUUAAUAUAUGUACUGUAGUUGAGUAACUUAUACAAUAAUAUAGUGUAUUAACCCUCAAGACAAUUUUAGUACUGUAGUACAGAUGAGUUUGACUGCUGCUUGUGAUACUUUUUCAGUGUGACAAUUCAGAUUCUGAUAGCGUUAUUUGUCCCAGUUCACCAAACCAUACAGAUUUAAGUUGCAAAUAAAUAAACAAGCAACAGACAGAACAGGAGUUAUUUAUGUCUUGGUAAAUGUUGUGCCAGUGCCCCCGUGUGGCUUGUUUAUGCACAAACAACAAUUUACAAGAUCAUGAUAAUUCCAUAAAUAAAAUGUGAUUUAAACAACAAAAUGCACUUUCUUUAACACAUACUGCAGAUCCAACAUCCUGAUUGUCUGGCUGUAAAUAACAAUUUGGUGUGUAUUUGUAAUUCAUUUUUAGUGUACAUAAUAGAUAGAUGUACUUUAUUGAUCCGAGACUGGUAAAUUAUUAUUUUUCAGCACGUUACAAUACAAUGAUAAUUACAUAAAUAAAAUGUAUGACUCAAACAAUAAAAUGCAGACUUUAACACAUAUUUAGAUGAACUUAUCCAACAACUCACUGUAAAUUAUAUGACAUGUCAAUCUGUAUUUGGUGUGUAUGUGUCAUUCAUUUUUAGGGUACAUGUUGGAGAGUCAUUUGUCAUUUGUGAUAACAGUGCAACAGCCACAGUUGUUUAACUUGAAUCAUAAGGAAACAUAAUGUUCUAUGUUUUUUGACCAAUAAAUAACUAAAUUUAAUAAAUUAUUAUCAGGUUCUGUGCA
Messenger RNA from Solea senegalensis (Senegalese sole), 3601 nucleotides. RefSeq lists its product as uncharacterized. The record is from RefSeq and is a predicted model, not a curated record. The transcript is spliced from 9 exons. The coding region runs from base 852 to 2411 and encodes 519 amino acids. Lineage: Eukaryota; Metazoa; Chordata; Actinopteri; Pleuronectiformes; Soleidae.